Molecule: messenger RNA, 471 nt
Organism: Protopolystoma xenopodis
Lineage: Eukaryota; Metazoa; Platyhelminthes; Monogenea; Polystomatidea; Polystomatidae
Source: the annotation of a GenBank genome assembly
CUCUAUACCCCUUCGAUAGUGUCACAAAGAUUUACUGAUUUGAGGGGGUAUGAUUGUGCAUUGUUUAGGGGCUACAGAGAUUUCAUUCUGAGCACGCUGAGCUCAUUAAAGCCGGAAGCCAUGGAUCUAAUCUCCUUCGAUUGCAACGAGAACCGGGUCCAACGAAGGCCAACUGAGAUUGAGAAGCUUUUUGAUCCAUUGUUUGCUUCUGAACCUUUCAAUCAGGCGUCCACUUAUUCUCAUGUAACCAGUAAUCAGGCAGCAGCAUUUGCUACAGGAGCCGUCGCAGUCCAAUCAAUUAGGGCCUCGGACCAACAGAAGAUGGCCAGACUAGAACGGCCCAGUUCGACGACCGAGUUGAUGAGUAUCGGAGCACCAGAUCGCAAAAGAGCCGAAAGCAUUUCAGAGAGCACGUAUCAAGCCUAUCUUCUGUCUUCUGGAAACACUAAUGUGCGCUUCCAUUACCUUUAA